Naegleria gruberi is the source of this 1263-nucleotide messenger RNA. RefSeq lists its product as uncharacterized. The transcript has a single exon. Gene Ontology annotation, cellular component: transcription export complex 2. Gene Ontology annotation, molecular function: double-stranded DNA binding; RNA binding. Bases 1 to 1263 code for a protein of 420 amino acids. Gene Ontology annotation, biological process: post-transcriptional tethering of RNA polymerase II gene DNA at nuclear periphery; poly(A)+ mRNA export from nucleus; transcription elongation by RNA polymerase II. The record is from RefSeq and is a predicted model, not a curated record. Lineage: Eukaryota; Heterolobosea; Eutetramitea; Acrasida; Naegleriidae.
AUGAAAAAACUAUUGCAAGAGUUGGAUGAAUCCAUUUCCAGCGCUGAUGGAAGUCAAGUGUGUUAUUAUUUGGAUGAAAAUUAUUUUUAUGAAUUAUUUGUACAAGGAUCGGAAGAGGAAGAUCCAGUGGAAAGUAUGCCAUCAUUGGAUAGUGUAAAACAGCUAGUUAAUAAGAAUGUUUCUCAUCAAAAACAUCGAACCUAUAUAACAAAUUAUUAUCAAUCAUUAAUUUAUUGUUUUGAUAAAGAGGAUUACAUGUCAGCAUUUUCUUCAAUGAAAGAUACACUUCGUGAAUUUACUUUACAAGUUUAUGAACAUGAAAAUAAUUGGACAUGUCCUAUUAUUCAAUAUUUGAGUAAUGCACUUUAUAGGAUGGGAUUAAAGGCUCAAGUAGUUUUUGAACAAGAUGAAGGAAAUGAAGAUUCAUCUGGUAUGGUAAAACAAAGCCCACUUGAACAAUCUGUUCCAACUAUACAACAAGCUUAUGCCACCUCUGUAAAAGAUAGAGGUGAUUUAAGUCUUUCUAAGAAAUGGGGAGCUUUAUAUCUUGUAAAUAUACUUAUGAGAAUAUAUUUCAAAUUGAAUAAUAUUGGUUUAAUGAAGAAAUUGAUUGACACUGUAGAGACAAGUAAGACUCUUCCUGAGCUUGACUUGUUCCCUAUAGGUCAACAAGUUACUUUCAAAUUUUUCUCUGGAAGAGUUGCCAUUUUCCAAGGAAAAUUUAUUAAAGCUAAAGAGGAUUUGGAAUUUGCUUUAGACAAUUGUCAUGAAGAUUAUGUAAAAAACAAAAAGAUGAUUAUUCAAUAUUUGGCUUGUGUAAAUUUAAUGCUAGGAAAAUAUCCAACUUCAUGGCUGUGUGAUAAGCAUGGAUUGAUUGAGUUUAAAGGCCUCUCAAAGGCAUGUAGAACUGGAGAUUUAAAGAGUUAUAGGAAGAGUUUGAGAGAUAAUAUGGAAUUCUUCAUAAAGCACGGAACAUAUCUCAUGCUGGAGAAUGCUCAAAUAGUUGUUUACAGAAAUUUAUUGAGAAGAGUGCAUCAAUAUCAUGAACAGUCUUCAAGAAUUAACAUUUCAUCAUUUUUGGGAGCUCUUAAAUUUGUAGAGGAAGAUCCAGUCACUAUCGAUCACGCAGAAUGCAUGAUUGGUAAUUUAAUUUCACAAGGCUAUGUCAGAGGAUACAUGUCACACGAAAAACAAAUACUUGUUCUUAGUAAGAACAAUCCAUUCCCUAAACUUUUUGACCUCUACUCAAUAGUAGACGAAUAA